GCCCCGGGACAGGACUCGAAGAUACUGAAAUCUGCCUGGCUCCAGAUUCUUUGUAAACCAGAGGAUGAGUAACCAGCAGGCAUGAGAGGUUGAAAAUAUUCCACUUCACUGCAAACCUGGGUAGAGAUCACUUUCCUUUCUGUAGGUUGGAGCCAAGGAGCACAAUGAGUACAAGAAAGCACUGUGGUGGAACAGUAAGUUCUAGACAAGCCCAGAAGCGAACUCGGGAAGCAACCUCCACCCCUGAGAUUUCCUUGGAAGCAGAACCCAUAGAAUUUGUGGAAAUUGCUGGAGAUAAAAUUGUGGACCUCACCUGUGAAUCUUUAGAGCCCGUCAUCAUGGACCUGACUCACAAUGACUCUGUUGUGAUUGUUGAUGAAAGGAGGAGGCCAAGGAGGGACACAAGGAGACUGUGCCAAGACCAUGCUGAUAGCUGCAUAGUGAGCAGUGAUGACGAGGAGUUGUCCAGGGACAGAGAUGUGUAUGUGACCACCCACACUCCCAGAAACUCCAGGGAUGAGGGGGCCACAGGACUCAGGCCCUCUGGUACUGUCAGUUGUCCCAUCUGCAUGGACGGAUACUCAGAGAUUGUGCAGAAUGGACGUCUCAUUGUCUCUACAGAGUGCGGCCACUUCUUCUGUAGCCAGUGCCCCCAUGAUUCCCUUAAGAAUACUAACACUUGCCCAACUUGUAGGAAAAAGAUCAACCACAAAUGA
Molecule: messenger RNA, 716 nt
Organism: Sciurus carolinensis (gray squirrel)
Lineage: Eukaryota; Metazoa; Chordata; Mammalia; Rodentia; Sciuridae
Product: E3 ubiquitin-protein ligase RNF4-like
Exons: 1
Coding region: 165-716 (183 amino acids)
Biological process (GO): positive regulation of transcription by RNA polymerase II
Molecular function (GO): transcription factor binding; zinc ion binding
Source: RefSeq, a predicted model, not a curated record